Molecule: messenger RNA, 1278 nt
Organism: Podospora pseudocomata
Lineage: Eukaryota; Fungi; Ascomycota; Sordariomycetes; Sordariales; Podosporaceae
Gene: SWF1
Product: palmitoyltransferase swf1
Exons: 3
Coding region: 1-1278 (425 amino acids)
Biological process (GO): peptidyl-L-cysteine S-palmitoylation; protein targeting to membrane
Cellular component (GO): endoplasmic reticulum; Golgi apparatus
Molecular function (GO): protein-cysteine S-palmitoyltransferase activity
Source: RefSeq, a predicted model, not a curated record
AUGGGCGUCAUCGCAACGGUGGCUACUGUGGUGUUGGCCAUCUCAUUCAUGGUCUUUGUCACCUUUUUUGGCCGACUACCAGCACUCAGAGGCACACCAAUAUCAUGGCUUCACAAAGUAAUAUGGGUCCACUUCCCGAAUCUCCUCAAAUCCAUCGACCGCCGUGUCACCGGCGGCCGAAUCUCCCCAGCUUGUGUCCGCUUCGGGAAUUACAUGAUGUACGACCGACAUCCAUCCGUCCUGAUAUUCUUCCUCCUCCUCCUCUCCAUAGGCGAAAUCCUCUACCUCCCCACCGCCUGGCCUCAACUCACCCCCCUCGUCAAACUCACCGGCACCGUCUCCAUCAUCCUCCCUUACCUCUUCCUCUACCUCGCCGCCUUCACCGACCCAGGGUACAUCACCCCCGCCAACCACCCCCAGGAGAUGUCCCGCUAUCCCUACGACUUCACCCUCUUCCACCCAGGCAACGAAUGCCACACCUGCCACCUCCUCAAACCAGCCCGAAGCAAGCACUGCUCCGUCUGCAAGCGCUGCAUAGCCAAAAACGACCACCACUGCAUCUUCAUCAACAACUGCGUCGGGGCCAACAACCAGCACUGGUUCAUCUUGCUUCUUCUCUCCACAGCCGUGCUGACGGCGUACGGCGGUAUUCUGGGCGUCUAUCUCAUGGCCAAAAGAAUGAACUUUUUCUUUCCCUACUGGGCGUUGUUGCCUUGGAACGCCAAUAAAGGGGAGGGCAUGCCGCUGAAAGACUGGCUCGUCAUCUGGUCGUGGGGUUUCCAGAACCAGGUCGGCAUGGGGGCGGUUACCUUGCUGGCGGGGCUGACGUCACCGUUGGUUUGGGGACUGUUGGGGUAUCACGCCUGGCUUGUCUAUUGCGGGACGACCACGAACGAGAGUAUGAAGUGGAGCGAUUGGAGUUAUGAGAUGAGGGAGGGGUUUGCGUACAAGAGGAAGAUGCACGGGCAGAGGCAGAAGGACCUGAAGGUUGAGCCGGCGUGGACGAGGUGGCCGGCGGAGACGGAGCAGGUUUUGGUCAGGACCGAGAGCGGGCAGUGUCCGGCAGAGGAUGACCAGACGCUGCCCGGGUAUGGGCCGUGGGAGGCGGUUUGGGGGUUGAAAGAUGUGGAGAAUUUGUAUGACAUCGGGUUUUGGGAUAAUUUGGUGGAUGUGCUGGUGCCGGGGUAUAAUUUUCGUGAUGAGCCGAGUGGGAAGAGACAGAGGGGUGGGCUGAGGCAGAGGAAGAAGAGGAGGGCGAGGAGGAUAUACUUGGCGUGA